This is a messenger RNA of Paramecium primaurelia, 537 nucleotides long. NCBI's taxonomy places the organism in Eukaryota, Ciliophora, Oligohymenophorea, Peniculida, Parameciidae. The record is from the annotation of a GenBank genome assembly.
AAAAAUUAUGUUCACAGAGUAACCCUAUUACGAAGCCAAGGUGUUUCUUAAAUCUUAUAAUGAUGCUAUAUCAUGUUUAAGGUAAGCUAAUUAUCAUAGUAAUUUAAUAGAGAGGCAGCUGAAUAAAAAGCUCAUGUUGAAUUCUAGGAACAUGUACUCUAAUCACUUGCAACAGCUCGUACCAGAUAGGAGGUAGAAAUCUUUAAUAUUUUAGUUGGAUGUGAGAGAUGGUUAAGUAGUACCAGGAUUAAAUUUUGGGUAAUCAAAGUAGACUAAGCUCUUCUAAUUUUCAAAGUAUUUAUUUAUCAUAAAUGUCAAGUCAUGUGUUUGCAAAAUAUUUCAAAGGAUUUGAGGAAUACAGCGGCAAUUUCAAGGGCUUCCAAUAGGUUAUAACAGAGGGACUUAAAAAAUUGAAGUCAGAUGUGAAAUGAAAUAUGAAUAAUGAAUAUAUAUUCAUUAUCUAAAAAAAGAUAAUUAUAUAUAUGGAUAGAAUUAAUAAUGCUAAUUGAGUGCCUAUUAAAUAGGAUUGAAUCUUGG